Molecule: messenger RNA, 6319 nt
Organism: Pieris rapae (cabbage white)
Lineage: Eukaryota; Metazoa; Arthropoda; Insecta; Lepidoptera; Pieridae
Product: MATH and LRR domain-containing protein PFE0570w-like
Exons: 1
Coding region: 318-5543 (1741 amino acids)
Biological process (GO): cerebral cortex development; mitotic spindle organization; cell population proliferation
Cellular component (GO): cytoplasm
Source: RefSeq, a predicted model, not a curated record
CUUAAUCACCGAUUGCCCGUUGCUGUUUGAAAAAUUAAAAACGGCGUUCAUAAAUUGUUGUUAUCCUCCUGUGAGUGAUAUCGUAACGGCUACGCGUUUGGCAAUAUUCCCUAUGCCGCUUAUGUUAUAUAAAAUGAUCAUCGAGUGACUUCGUGUAUAAAAGGGCUAAAAAUAGACUGUUCAGAGUGAAUCGCGUGUUCGUUUAUUUUUGUUUUCAUUUUUGACAAACUUCGUACAUCUCUUCGUUUUAUAACUUAUUGUGAGUGUAUAAAAGUGCAUUGAGUAUUUAAUUUUAAAAUAAAUUGACUUAAUGAACAAUGGCUCACGUAGAGCCUAUGGACUUGGACGAUAUUGAAAGUGACUUUGAUAACAAGGAGAAUACAUUCCACAUUAAUAAUGCUUUGCCAAGAGCGCCGUGUUUUGAAAAGGUGCAUGAGAAUUUGGACGUGUCAGAGGUGAAACAUAUUUGCUCUAUUACGCAAGGAACUUCAUCAAUGUCAAAAAGUUAUACUGCUAACAUUGAUGAUAAGAAUAUUUUGGCUGUUGAAGACCACCGCAUAGUAAAUAGUAACUCAAACCUUACACAAUCAUUGAACUCUACAUUAGCCAAUUGCAAUGGUUUAAUCAAAUCACCGAAGUCUUUGCCAUUACAAUCAAUUACAACAAGUCAGUGUACAGACUUAGAAAGAAAUACCAUUGACAAAGGGUCAUUUGACGGUAAAAAUAAUAUAAAUCUGAAUAUUGAUGGAUCCGAUAUGGAAAGCUUAUCAUUACCAAGUACAUCUUCAUCUUUGGGUCACACUCCAGAAGCCACAACUCCAACAAAAGAAAUUCCUAAAGAUGGUGGCUCACCUAUCAUGAGAGGAUUAAAGAGUGUUCUCAGCAUAUUUAGAUCAUCUCAAAGUCCAAUUCCACCUUUACAAGAUAGAGAUGAUGAAAAUAAAGACCCUCAGGAAGCUGAAUUGAAUUUACAAACUGUCGAUUCCAAACCUCAAAUGGGAACAGUCUUAGCUUCAACACCUAUGAAAAAUUUGAAAAGAAAUUGUACUUUAAAAGAAAGUGUUACGUUUAAUGAUGAUUUAGAUAGAGAAUUAGAAUGGAAAGAAGAUUCUGCUGUAUUUUUCAAAGAAGAAAAAGUGCCUUUACAUAUUUUAUUUCCUACUCAUAUAAGUUCUAAUAUUAAGCUGGCUGCUAGUAAUAUAGUUCAAGAUGAUAGGAAUAUAUCUCUCGAGUAUAUGGAUAUUUCUUUAAAUGAGACUAUAACAGCUAAUAAUAUUAAAGAAAUUGAAGAAAGGGAUGCCAGUUAUGUUAUAAAUAAUUAUGAAUCUGAUUCAGCGCUUAAGGACUGUGAAACAACAUUAAACAGUUCUGAAGCAGAUCAUAAUCAUGAAAAUGAAUCAAUUUCUGCUAAAACUUACAAUACAAUAAAUAAAGAUCCUAACCUUGAUAUGUCAGGUCUAGGAUUGAAAAAUAUGGAGGUUGUGUCUAGUGUAACAAAAUCAAAACUACAGGAAAAAUCUGAUUUUGCACUUAAUAGUGCAGUUGUUAUCAAAAUGGAUAUUGGAAGUGAAGUUACUGAUUCAUUUAAAGAAGACGCCAUUAGUCUUGACUCUAAACCCAUAUCUUAUGUCACAAAUGAAAGUAUGAAUAUAGAUGGCAUAGCAGAAAAAAGGGUCCAAAAUACUGAAUUGGAGAAAGUUGCUAUAAAAUUAAACGAAUCUGUUGAUAUUGAAACAUAUUUGGAUGGUUUAGGUACUAAAAUUAUAGAGAAUAUAAAUAAUCAACCAAUUGUAGAAAGUGAAUGUCUAAAUAUUGAUAAUAAGCCAAUGAAGUUAAAUAAAACUAUAGAUCUUGGCUCCCAUUUAGACUCUGAGAAUAUAUUAGAAAGUAAAACAACAGAAAAAUUACAUACAAAAUCUUAUAGUGUUAAAGAAACUCUAGAACCAACACUAAAAACAAGUAUAGACAAUGAAGAAGAAAUAUCAAAUAGAACGAUUGAUAUUGUAACUCACACAGAGAAUCUUUUAUCUUCUGAAACAAUUGAGAAGAAAUUAGCUAUGAGUAAUAUAGAUAAUGAAGAUUUUAAUAAAACCCUUUCAUAUAACGAGGAUAUUUUAAACAUAAAUUCUACAAUUAACAUUGGAUCUGGUGUUAGUAACAAUCAAGCAAUAACUACUGAAAUAAAGACAAAUAAUGAUAAUAAUCAAGUACAUAUUACAGAGGCUUGUGUAGAUCAAGAAAUUUAUACUGAGUUUAAUAAUGAUUUUGAAAACAAAAACACCGUAAAUUUAGAUUUCAUAACUGAAAUUGAUUAUGAGGUUAGUGAAAAUAAUUAUAAUAAAUCUGUGCUCCCAGAUGUAGUACAAUCAAAUGAAAACCCUGAAUUUUUGUUAAAGGGAGAAGGCAUUGUUAAAUCUGAGAUAGAAAUAGUUAACAAAAGUGAUGUUGAUUGUAUGAAUUCAGACAAAUUGGAAAAUCCAACUAGUAUUCAAGUUAGCACAGCUGCUAUUGAGUCGGGUAUGUUGCAUGAUAACUGUCCAAUAUUUCAAGAAAAAAAUAUUGAAGAUAUACAUAAUGAUAUUGGUGAUGUACAGGAUAAUAUUAAUAAAAAUGACAGUAAAAACAUAGACAUUCUUCAACUAAUUCAGGCUACCGGCAGCACUGAAAUGUGUAAUAAUACAUUUGACAGCCAAAAUAUAGAUAAAGAUGUAAACGAAGACAAUAUAGCGGAACCUGUAAUUGUAUCUAUCGAAAAUAAUGAAUCCCUGACAAAUAAUGAAAAUAAUGUUUCAAAAUAUCAGGAUUACAACUGUUCCCAAAAAUAUCCUAUUUCUAUAUCAGAGCCAUUCUAUGAAGCUAAAAAUAUAAUUUCUGAUAAUAAUAAUUUUACUAAUGAAAGUGUUUGCUUGCAACCUGACAUACUAAAUGAAAACCAAAUACUGGGUUUUGAAGGCUCUUUAAAGAAAAGCAUUCAUACACCCCAAGAAGAUUUUGUUGAUAAUACUUGUCAUACGGAAGUUGAACAGGCUACUUUAUCAAAAAAGAAAUUGGAAUCUUUUACACAUAAUGAAAAAUGUGAGAUGCAAUUUGAAAAUGAAACUUUGAAUAGUACUGAAAAUGUCGCUAAUGAUGAAAACAUAUUUCUCAAUAAACUAAGCUUACCAGUUACAGAAGACCUCACGGAAGAAAAUUUUGUAAUGGAUUUGAAAAAUGACUUAAAUGUUGAAAUAAAUGUUAUAAAAGCCUUAGAUUCCAAUUUAACUAUUUCAAAUGAAUGUGAUAUAAUAAAUGAAGAAAGCUUUGAAAUAAAUUCAGAAACACAAGAAAGUCUAUGCCAAACUCAGAAAUUAGAUCAAGAUGAUUUAGAAGUAGAAAAUAUUAACAACAGCCAAAGUACAGGUACUGUAGUUCGCGACAAUCCUUUUAAAACAAAAUCCGAACAACUUGAAAUACCACCUACAUCCCCUAAAAUCGAAUCAAAGGGGUACAAUUUCAAUUUUGACGAAAUUAACGACCCGUUCGCCACGAAAACUAUGAUAAGGGCUUCACCUCCUCAAACGAAUUCUGCUACUGAUACAUUUACGCCAAUUGAAACCCUAAAUAAAACAAACAGCAGGCAAAACUUAUUACAGAACAAGAGAAAAUUGCAACCCUUACCAAAAAAGCUUAAUGUUGGCUGUAAAGAGAAUACGAACUCCAGUUUGAAUGAAGCAGUCUCAUCUGUAAAAGAAAAUAACAUUAAUUUAAAUAAAACCCAAUCAAUUGAAACUGUUCAAAGUAAAGAUAAGGUGUUGAACCAAACUGAAAUACUAAACAUUGCAAACAGUAGCAAUAUUGAUGCUCACGUUGAAAUUGCAAACAAUUCAGAAAUAGAUAAUGUUGUUAUUAAUGAACAUAAAAGGCGUGAUUUGAAUAUUUCUUACGAUGUUAGUGAAAGAAACGUAUUUAAUUUGCCUGAAAUCGACGAUAGAAAUUUUAACCCGUUCACUACUAGAACUAAAGUAUGUUUAACACCACCAUUAGUCAAUGAUACCUUUACAGCAGAUAACACUGAGCUCUUAGAGUCAAAUAAAAAUAAUGCUACGGUGAUUGUUAAUAACGAUGAUACUAAAGCAAUUCCGGAGGAUUUAAAUUACAUUGGACAAUCUAGACAUGAAGACGAGACCUUAAAAGAAGUAAAUACAGAAGAUGAAGAUACUAUUGAAGGACCAUUCUUAGAAGAAGACAAUUUAGGCGAGAUCGAAAAAGGUGAGAAUCUUCUGAGUGACGACGAGCAUGAUUAUAAUAUGGCAUUUGACGACCUUCCUAAACAGCAAACUGAUGAGGCUGAAAAUGAAAUGUUUAUUGAUGCUGAAGCUUUUGAAUUUUUACUAAAUCAAAAUCAGGCCAAUAUAGUAGCUGACAGUGGUAAAGAGAGUUUAUUCCUCAAGUUUGAUCCUUUAUUUGCAAAAAGAGUAUCAAGUGAUGGAGCAUUAGCAGCUUUAAGCUAUUUUCAAAAGAAACAAAGCACGCCAAAAAAAGAAAAACAACCUGAAGAAAAUUAUUUAUACGCCGAAACCACUAACGUAUUUCCAUCAUGUAGUAAAAAUGUUCCCACUUUUGAUAAUAUUGAUGAAUCAAUUGUUAAUAAUGUAUCUAAGCCUACUAUGGUAGUGAAUCCAGCUGUUGCAUCACCUAGAAAAAAUGCAACGCCCCCUAAAAGAAAUAGGCAAUCUUUAACAUUCACGUCCCCAGCUAUGGCAGUCAUAGAUAAGCUUCUUUCCCUUAGUGGAAAUACUAGUACAUCCUUAUGCCACGAUACAAGUAUACCUCAAAGUUGUUCAGAACAGCAGCACACCGAUAUAGCUCUCACGCAGUUAAGAGAGAUGUUAGCCGAGAAAGAAAUGCACGUACAGUUGUUAAGAAAUGAUCGUAAAGAACUAACUGACAGGCUUGGCGCGUUGGAAUCUCAAGUGAAAGCUUUAGAAUACGAAAGUGAAGACAGACUAAAAAGAAUAAAAGAAUUAAAUAAUGAACUAUCAGAAAAAAAUAAACAAAACAAAAAUAUGGCGACUGUUGUUGAACAAUAUGAAAGAACGAUUGCAACUUUAGUCGCUGAACUCGAACUGUCUAAGAAGCAGCAUGCUGAAGAACGAACGCGACUUAUAAAAGACCGCAACGAACAAACUGCACAUUUAUCAACUUUGGAAAUAUCAUUCAACGACUUGCACAGCAAAUAUGAAAAGAGUAAACAAAUAAUUUUAAGCCUAAAAGCGAAUGAAGACUGUCUGAAAAAGUCACUUCAAGAGUUUGAAGAUAAUCAAUUGAAGAUUCAGAACAACUAUGAGCUGUUGAAACAACACGCCACCGGAAAGCUAAACCAUGCAAAUCAAGAACUUGAAAAGUUGAACACGGGUCACGAAGCCGAGGUUUUGAAGCUACAGGCAAUGAUAAAAAGGAAGGAUUUACACAUAUCAUCCCUCGAGGAAACGCUUGCGCAGAAAACUAAAGUGAACAAAGAGUUGACCGCUAUUUGCGACGAGCUAAUAAAUAAAGUCGGUUGAACUAUAAUUAGACAGUCUAAACAGCUAUAACUCUUUGUGAUCUAGAAUCCAUGGCUUGUGUACUUAUCACAUGAUAAGUUGCAUUAAGAAUGAUGUGGGGUAAUAUUUGAGAUAUAUUGUAUCGUAUUUGAGUUUUAUGAAAUAUGACGAUCUAAAAUUAGGACCAGUAUAUACAGCGACAAACUAGUGUGUAAUGCGUUUUAUUUUAAAUCUUGUUUUUAAAUGACAAGUAGUUAUGCUGGCCAUAAUUAAGCGUGUCUAAUUUAUUUACUUUAUUCAACAUUAAAGAGUACUUAAUAAUAAUUUUUGUUUGUUAAAUUAAAAUUAGUAUUUUUUUAUCUCUGUAGAUUAUUUUUUGUAGAAUUCUUUUUUCUAUGCGUGAAUGCUAUGUUUGAAAUUUCUCAGAUAUAAGUAUUUAAGAUUAUGGACUGUAGUUACUUUAUUAUAGAGAAAUUCUAUUCAUUACUUUUCUAUCUCUUAUGUUAAUUAUGUUUAACAAACUCUAGCGUUAUAUAAAUUAACAUUAAUUUGACAAUAAAUAUAACUCGUUGUCAUGUCGGUAUGUAAAGGCUGAUAAAUAUUUUUUUGGUCUUUUAAAAAUAAAUAUUUUUGUACUUUUUUAUAAAUACUAAUAAUGUAUGUGCUAAUAAUGUAUAGUUCAAAAAUGUAUUCGCCUAUAUAAAAAUAUUGUACAUGGGAUAUUAAAAGCGAACUAUUUUUGUAAAAUAUUUUGGAUAAUUAGAUAUUUUAGUUAUUAAAGUCAUUGACCUCGGUAA